Poecile atricapillus (Black-capped chickadee) is the source of this 1126-nucleotide messenger RNA. RefSeq names its product jumonji domain containing 8 (gene JMJD8). Bases 145 to 1125 code for a protein of 326 amino acids. NCBI's taxonomy places the organism in Eukaryota, Metazoa, Chordata, Aves, Passeriformes, Paridae. The transcript has 8 exons. The record is from RefSeq and is a predicted model, not a curated record. Gene Ontology annotation, cellular component: cytoplasm.
AGGUGGGGCCCGCUUUCCUCAGCCCCUUUAAGUGGCGGCCCUUCCCGGCACCCGUAGCGACGCCCCAGCCAAUGGCAUUGCGUGUCGUGUGGCCGUGGUGCAUGCCGGGAAUCGUAGUUCCCGGUGUCUCCGGCGCCGGUCCCGAUGGCGGCGCGGCUGCUGCCGCUGCUGGUGCUGCCGCUGGGCUGGGUCCGGCCCGGCGCCUGCACCGAUCCUCCGGCCGGCGGCUGGUUGGCGGGCACGGUGCCGGAGGAGCCACGCUGCACCGUGGAGCGAGCGGAUGCAUCCCUCACCUACUCCCUCUUCCUGCAGCGGUUCGCCUUCUCCCGGCCGGUGAUCCUCGCUGGGGUCACGGACAAUUCGGCGUUCCGAGCCCUCUGCACCCGGGAGAAGCUGCUGGCGGCCUUCGGGCCCUUCCCGGUGCGGCUCAGCACGGCCAACACCUACUCGUACCGCAAAGCCCCCUGCCCCCACCGGGCUCAGCUCCCGUGUCCCCCCAGACACCCUCUACUUCUUCGGGGACAACAACUUCACCGAGUGGGGCCCCCUCUUCCAGCACUACGUGCCCCCUCCCUUCCGCAUCCCGGGCACCAACCCCGCCUACAGCUUUGGGAUCGCAGGCUCAGGCUCUGGCGUUCCCUUCCACUGGCACGGCCCUGGUUUUUCCGAGGUGAUUUUCGGCAGAAAGCCCCGCUGGGGCUGAGCCCGAGGGGCUGGGGGGAAUUGGGAGGGGAUGUGCCCCUGGUGUUUUCCAGCGCUGGUUUCUGUACCCACCGGAUAAAACCCCGCACUUCCACCCCAACGAGACGACGCUGGCCUGGCUCCAGCACACGUACCCCACCCUGCCACCGGCCCAGCGCCCGCUGGAGUGCACCCUGCGCCCUGGGGAGGUCCUGUACUUCCCUGACCGCUGGUGGCACGCCACACUCAACCUGGACACCAGCGUCUUCAUCUCCACCUUCCUGGGCUAGGACUGGGACACGUCACCACCAUCCCAGCCAGGGCAGGAGCUCCAGCUCCUGCCACCCUCAGGGAAAGGCAACUGAUAUUGGGACCAACUGCCUGAGAAAGUUCUGGUUUUUACUGGUCUUUACCCUCCCCUUUGGAUUAAAGUUGUUCCACUGAA